Populus trichocarpa (black cottonwood) is the source of this 2193-nucleotide messenger RNA. RefSeq names its product probable DNA primase large subunit. The coding region runs from base 230 to 1630 and encodes 466 amino acids. The record is from RefSeq and is a predicted model, not a curated record. Lineage: Eukaryota; Viridiplantae; Streptophyta; Magnoliopsida; Malpighiales; Salicaceae. The transcript has 19 exons. Gene Ontology annotation, cellular component: alpha DNA polymerase:primase complex. Gene Ontology annotation, biological process: DNA replication, synthesis of primer.
GGCCAAGUUUCCUGGGGACCACGAGUUAACACGCCAUGGUCUACCCUCUGCAACCGAGUUUCAUUGGAUAAUCACUCGUUUCCCGCCAAUGAAGCCCUCCUUGGCGCGCUAACACAGAGAGACAAAAAGAAAUAGAAAAUGAUGUUAAAAAAAAAGAAAAUUCAGAUCAGUUACUACUUCUAUUUUCCAUUACGAACAUAAAGUGGAUUUCUAGUGAGAGAGAGAAAGAAUGGAGAUAGUCAAGCCUCAAUGGAAGAAACCUCCUCCAUCUGCAAACGACGUAGUUUCCACCCUCCCUCUCUACCGCUCCGCCCCCCCUCUCGAAGUCAGAUUGGAAGAUUUCGAGCUCUACGCCAUCGAUCGCCUCCGCGUUUUAAAAGGUGUAUCUGACGGACUUUCUCGCGGAAAAAGACCGGAAGAAAUGGAGAAAUUAGUAAAUGAUUUGUGGAAAGCAAAUAUGAGGCAUCCACUGCCAUCUGAAGUUACUAACAAAGAUAUCAUAUCUCACUUCGUUUUACGUCUCGUCUAUUGUAGAACAGAGGAGCUGAGGAAAUGGUUCCUUUCCAAUGAGAUUGCACUUUUUAGAUACAGAUUUCGGCUUCUAUCACCCGAAGCUCAGAGGUUGCUUAUGGCCGAGUUUGAUCUUCCAUACAAGCCUGUUACCACUGCAGAAUUUGAGGGUGUAAAGGAAAAACUGCAUCUAGUUGCCCGAUCAACUGGUCAGCUUAAACCCACUGCAUCUGAUGCCAUAUUCUACAAGGUACCAUUUGAAGAAGUUCCUGAACUUGUGGCUGGUCGUAGAGUCUUCAUCUGCAAAGGCUAUGCUUAUGUUGCUAUGAAUCAGGUUGUUUCCCUUGUUGUUACCCAGUUCCGCGGUCUUCUAUCAAAAGCACUUGUUCUAACAAACAGAAAAUGGACAUCUACCAUCAGAGAACAAGAGAAGGAUCGCCUAACUCCUAUCGUGGAAACCCUAUGCACAAGCUAUCUGGGUCCUGACUAUUCUCAGCCCAAAGAAUUUGCUGAAGUAUCAAUUAAAGACAUUGACCAAGUAGCUAAGAGUUCAUUUCCCCUGUGCAUGCGUCACCUGUUUGAAAAACUCAGAGAAGAUCAUCAUUUAAAGCAUGGAGGGAGGAUGCAAUUGGGUCUCUUUCUCAAGGGUGUUGGAUUGAAAUUAGAUGACGCUCUUGCAUUCUGGAAAGCAGAGUUCUCCCAAAAGGUUGGAGCUGAGAGGUUUGACAAAGAAUAUGCAUACAGCAUUCGCCACAAUUAUGGAAGAGAAGGGAAGAGAACAGAUUAUACUCCUUAUUCCUGUCAAAAAAUAAUCUCAUCAACUCCUGGUGUCGGAGAUCAUCAUGGUUGUCCCUAUCGACAUUUCAGUGAGGAAAACUUGAGGGCUGCACUCAGCAGAAUGGGUGUAAAUAGUGGUGAAAUGGAGAAUGUAAUGGAUAAAGUGCGAAACAGACAUUAUCAGUUGGCUUGCACGUUGACAUUUGAAUCCAUUCAUGGUUCGUCAUAUGAUGCUGGGAUUAAUCAUCCUAACCAAUACUUCAGUGACAGCCAAAAGUUUUUCAAAUCUAAGAACAAUCCCUCUGGACAAGGAGAACCUUUGGACGACCGGUCACCUAUAUAGGUUUGUCAUUUUCUGGACCUAGAUUUCAUUCAAGCAAACCUAGCCUGAUAUUCCUCUCUGCUUGGAAAAAGAUUCAAACUUUUUCCACUAGUUGAUGUAGCUAAAAGAUGUUAUGUUUGUCCUAUUGUUGCAUGGAAUGCCCCUCUAUCUCCAAUUACUCAACAGUUGUGUUCUGGUAUGUCAAGGCCUACGCAAAGGCAGAGACAGGGUGGAUUUCAAUUGAACUAAUUUGACGGUGUCACCUUCAUUCUCAAGAACUGACCAAUUGGAACACAGAAGUGGUCGGCCCACCAUUUUCGCUCCAUAAAUUGGUUGGGUGGUUUAGCUGGAGGAUGUCCCACCUGGAACUUGGAAGGGCCAUGGUUUCUUGUCGAGUGAAAAAUUGUGAAAGAUGAUGUAUUAUGUGUGAAGGGGUUUCCUUAACAAACAGAAGUUUAGACGAAAAAAUUGAAGAAGAAGAAAUUGAGGGAUAGAGUUAAGGGUUUACACUGCUAAAAUGUCCAGUCUUAUUGCUUAAUGAACAUUUGCAAUGCUUUUAUACAUUUUAUUCCAGCUGCUAAGCA